Molecule: messenger RNA, 1688 nt
Organism: Chironomus riparius
Lineage: Eukaryota; Metazoa; Arthropoda; Insecta; Diptera; Chironomidae
Source: the annotation of a GenBank genome assembly
AUUUUAAGAAAUUUUUGUUUAAUAUAAAAAAAAAUAAAUACAGUUAAGUGAUUAAAAAUGGUUAAUAUUGCGUUCAAAAGCAUUUUAGUUCUAUGGAUAUUAUUGGUGACAAACAGUGAAAAGAAUAUUGGACUAGCUUAUCCUCAAUCUAAAGGAUACGAAUAUCCGCCGGGAAAUCCACCGUUUAAAGAUGAAACAACUUUGACAACGACUACAACAAUUUCUUCAACAACAUCAAGACCGAUAACUCCUUUUUUAACAGUAAAAUCCUCUCCUCCUCAAAAAUUAACAACAACACAAAAAACUAUUCGUUCUAGUACAACUUCUAUUAAAUUAAUAAGCACAACCGGAUAUGUUUAUUCUACUCCAUCAGUUCCAAUCACUUUUCCAUCAAAAUCGACUCCAACAAUUGUCACAACUCCUACUCCUUUUAAAAAUAUUACUUUAAUAACUAAAACUACAACUUUGCCAUCUACACCAGCCAAAACAACAGCUCCGAGUACAAGUUUUUCAGGAUAUAUUUACUCAACACCAUCAAUUCCAUUUACACCUCCUACUCGAUCUAUUUCAACAACUUCAACUACUCAAAGAACUUCUACAACCACGACAAUCACAACUCCAAAGACAAAGCUUAUCACCACAACAUUCAAAACUACAUCAACACCUAAAACUACAACACGUUUAGGCACUCCAAAAACUACACGGACACAAACGACAACAUCAAAAAUAACAACGAAAAUCAUAACUCCGAGGAUUUCCUUGACAUAUUUGCCUCCAGAUACUACAUCAACAAGAAAAACAACAUCUGUCAUGACCACCACAUCAAGUGUACCAACUACAGAAAGCAUUACUUCCACAAAAAUCACAACAACACCACCAACAACUAAAACAACGAGCACAUCCACUAAAACUACUAUUUCAACUCCAUCAAACACAUAUUUGCCUCCUGAUAAUAAAGAAACUGUGUCUAUACCAGCAGUAACUGGAAACCAACCAACACGUCCUUAUAACCCUUCAAAACCAUUUAAGGGUUCAACAUAUUUACCAAUUUCCAAGCCAUCUAGAACAACAACAAAGUACAUACCAGUUAGCUAUAAUCCUGUAAUAAAUACUGGAACCUACAAAGCAGUUUUUAUUCAACGUCCAUACACGAUUGGGAAACCAGUGACUUAUGUUUAUCCAACUUAUAAGACUAUUUCAACAACGCCAUUUAUAUCGACGACAACUCCAAAAUAUUUUUAUGCGGAACCUCAAAAAAGCUUUUAUUUUUAAGGUAAAUAUAAAACAUAGGAAUGUGUUAAACUUAGUGCUAAUAGGUGCUAAAUAUUAUUUUCUGUUUAAAUGUUUUAAUUUAAUUAUUAAAUUAAUUAAUUAAGAACUGCCAAAAUAAAUAUGACGAAGCAGGUUAAAUAUGUACAAACGUCUUCAAUAAAUUUUAAAAGAACUUUUGUUAUUUUUUUCUUCUUCUUAUUGGAUGUUCUAAGGCACUGGGGUGUAGCCAAGAAUUAAAAAAAGAACCCUGAAAAAAUAAAAAAAAAUUGGCGAAAGUCCACUUGUUAUAUAUCGAGUGACUUCAGCGCAUUUUUGUGUCUUUUGGAACUCGAAUUUUCUAACGGUCAAAAUAUAUUUGAAAUUAUCCCACUUGAAGUUGGCUACAUUGUAUUGAAAUCAAAAAAUCAUUAAUUAUA